AUGGGAAAGGGUGGCAAGGGAGGUAAGGGAUCUAGUAGGCUGAGAGCGGGGUCAUGGAACAUAGGGACACUGACGGGUAAGUCUAUAGAGUUAGGGAAGAUUCUUCAUAAGAAGGGGAUUAAUAUAGCAUGUGUUCAGGAGACUAGAUGGAAGGCUACGAGGGUAUGGGAUGCUAACGGGUUUAAACUAUGGUAUUCAGGAGGAGCAGCGGGCAAGAACGUGAUAGGUGGGCCUGGGCGACGAGGUCAAAGACGCUUCUGGGAUAAUUUGGAUGAGGUUAUACGUAGUAUUCCGCACUCCGAGAAGCUCGUCAUUGGGGGUGAUUUUUAUGGCCAUAUUGGGGUGACUGCUAGGGAUUAUGACGAGGUGCAUGGCGGGUUCGAUUUCGGAGUUAGGAAUGAGGGCAGUACCUCUUUGUUGGGUUUUGCUAAAGCAUUUGACCUAGUGUUAUAA
Molecule: messenger RNA, 453 nt
Organism: Nicotiana tabacum (common tobacco)
Lineage: Eukaryota; Viridiplantae; Streptophyta; Magnoliopsida; Solanales; Solanaceae
Source: RefSeq, a predicted model, not a curated record